Messenger RNA from Guillardia theta CCMP2712, 738 nucleotides. RefSeq lists its product as hypothetical. The coding region runs from base 99 to 665 and encodes 188 amino acids. Lineage: Eukaryota; Cryptophyceae; Pyrenomonadales; Geminigeraceae. The transcript is spliced from 8 exons. The record is from RefSeq and is a predicted model, not a curated record.
AGAUCCCCAGCUCCAGAAACACGUUGUUGAAGCUGGAGCAAAAGGAUUUGACGUCGUUCCAGGGGAUGCUGACGUACGAGCGUGCGUUGAGACAGACCAUGGGGAAGAUCAGGCACACGUGGAAGACAUCGAAGCUGCAGGAGAGCGACGAGCCUGAGAUGGAUACAGAGCACUUCAUCCCCGCUGAGCUCGCUCCUGAGGCAGAGGGAUGGGAUCCUACGAACCCCAAUGGCUUCCCUGCCAAGCCGGCGGACAAGAACAACGUAAACGGAGUGCCGGGAUACACGUACGCUACCAAUGGGAAUGACCUUGAAGUGGAAGAUGAGGGAGAGGGUUACUAUCAGCCAGAGGACCCCGAGCACCUCGAAGAGUACAAGCAGCUUCUCAAGUACGACUGCUUCGCUAAACCCGGCAAGCCCUGGCUGGAUCACGCUAACUGCGCCGCUCUCGUCAAACGGUCCCACCUGUACCCCAACGCGGACAUGUUCCGGUUCUCUGGCGCGUUCGGAUGGAACCCUCCCUUCCCCGACGGGCCGACGGCGAAGAAUGCCAAGGGAGCAGAAGCGCCAUCAGCCAACGAGUACUGGAACUAUGGCAGUGACGAGGACCUGGAGAGCGCGGCCUCGUGGAAUGGGAAGGAGUACACAGAAUCGGACGCGAAGUGAGGACGUGACGUGGGCUAAACAACAAAUGGAGGAAAGGCUGUUGCUGUAAAUUUCAAGGUUCAGUGCAGCGUGA